Phytophthora infestans T30-4 is the source of this 366-nucleotide messenger RNA. Its product is annotated as PexRD2 family secreted RxLR effector peptide, putative. Bases 1 to 366 code for a protein of 121 amino acids. The transcript has a single exon. The record is from RefSeq and is a predicted model, not a curated record. NCBI's taxonomy places the organism in Eukaryota, Oomycota, Peronosporomycetes, Peronosporales, Peronosporaceae.
AUGCGCCUCUCUUAUGUGAUCGCUGUAAUUGCGGCUUCAUUCCUGGUUACCACGGAAGCGCUCUCGACGAACACGGGUGUUCAGGCUGCUAAUUUGGUAGGCCCAGCCCAGCGUCUACUGAGGAAACACUACACGGCAGCUGAAAACGACGAUGACUCUGAAGCAAGGGCUCUGAAUACAGAGAAGAUGAAAACGAUGUUGAAAGCUGGGAUGACUGUUGACGACUACGCUGCCAAGCUAAAACUUACCGACAAGAUUGCAGCUGCAGCUAACUCUGCAAGGGCGAUGGAAAAGCUUGGCGAAACUCUCAAGAUGAAGAAGCUCCUGCGGUACCUCAACUAUGUGGCUGAACACACAGCAGUUUGA